This is a messenger RNA of Xenia sp. Carnegie-2017, 791 nucleotides long. Its product is annotated as protein ALP1-like. The record is from RefSeq and is a predicted model, not a curated record. NCBI's taxonomy places the organism in Eukaryota, Metazoa, Cnidaria, Anthozoa, Malacalcyonacea, Xeniidae. The coding region runs from base 1 to 654 and encodes 217 amino acids. The transcript has a single exon.
AUGUGUGCUGGUGCAAUAGAUGGCACGCACAUACCAAUAUUAGCAACAGCUAAUAGCAACAUAGAGUACGUGAAUCGUAGAGGUUUUCACAGUAUCGUGAUGCAAGCGGUCGCUGACUGUAAUUACAUGUUCCUGGAUGUGGUUAUAGGAUGGCCUGGUAGCGUCCAUAAUGCGCGAAUUCUUUCUAACUCUACACUUUUCUCAAAUGGAAAUAAGAAACGUCUUUUCCCUCCCGACAUUGUGAAGGAAAUUAGCGGAGUGGAAAUAGCACCGUUUCUCCUAGGUGACCCAGCUUACCCUCUCUUGUCAUGGUUGAUGAAGGGGUAUCCUAAAAAUGGGGCUACUGAGGAACAGAAGAAGUUUAACUACCAUCUUAGUCGUGCAAGAAUGACCGUGGAAAACACAUUUGGGAGAUGGAAAGGACGCUAUGCAAGAUUUAGUAAAAGGCUAGAUAUGGAAGUAGCUGCUUCAGUCGAUAUUAUUCAUGCAUCAUGCAUUUUACAUAACAUAUGUGAACUUCAGAAGAACGAAUUCAUGCCCGACUGGGAUUCGGUAGAAAUUGUUGAUGAUGCUUUUGUUGUGGUGCCAAUUGAUGAAAUAGAACCAGAAGAUGCUCACGAUAUUCGUGCUGCUUUAUCAAACUAUUUUUCUUAAACAGUUCUUUAAUAUUCGUUUGAAAUUUAACGUUACAUGAAUUCAACAAUUCCACAAAAUGUUGUUACCAAAAUCAUUUGAAUGAGGUUAAUAUUGAAAUAACAAAUAAAAUUAAAUUUGAAAGACACUUGUAAGUU